Ostrea edulis (European flat oyster) is the source of this 15929-nucleotide messenger RNA. RefSeq lists its product as uncharacterized. Lineage: Eukaryota; Metazoa; Mollusca; Bivalvia; Ostreida; Ostreidae. The record is from RefSeq and is a predicted model, not a curated record. Bases 14000 to 15628 code for a protein of 542 amino acids. The transcript has 9 exons.
UUGAUAUCCAUUUCAGCGGUGUUUAAUAGUUUGUUUAGGUAAUCAUGUAACAGUAUCGGUUCAAUAAUUCAUUGAAGCAGGACGUUUAGAAAUAGUGUUUGCUUAAAACGAGUUACCUUGUUUCCCGGGUAACCCUUUUCAUCAAUAAUUGAGCCAAAUCAAGCUUGUACAAGUUUUUCUCUCAUGUUUAGAUAAUAGAUUUUUUUUUCUUUUCUUUUGAAUGAGUUGCAAUUAUGACUGAGUUUUCAGUGUUUGUGUAAUGGUUUAAAGGUUUAAACUAUUGGUAGGAAUUGUUAGAGCUAUACAAAAGCUACCCAAUGGGGCCCGAGGAAGGACACUGUAAAAGCAGUGAGGGUCUUGAAAGGAUAUUUGGGUGUACCUGAACAGCCUUUGUGCACCUAUAUGUUUACCUUGCUGUGAAUUUCACAGUGAAAUUUGUCAAAGUGGAGUGUUGAAUUUGAUUUUCUUGAAUUUACCUUGAAAUAAGGAAAAGUGUUUAGUUCUGUAGUGCAGGGACUUUUUACUUUGUUUAAAGAAGAAUUAUUUAAAUAUAAUGAUGUCCCGUGUAAACAAUAUCGCGUAUGGGUGCAUGGUAAUAUAAAGAUCAUGGGUAGCUAUUAUGUGGCAUAAGUUUAUUUUCAACAAAUUCUGAUUUUGAAUUUUAAAAAUAUUUUUUAAGAGGAAUUUCCAUUGGAAACAUGUUAUAGCUCUUACGGGUGUAUGGGAAAAACUGGUUGUACAUAUGGCUUCCAGGGAGAAAUUGGAGCAUGCCAUGAUGGAGAAACAUAUCCACCAACUGUUGUUCUGUGAAUGUAUCGGUAUAUCGCAUUUGAACAUCACCGUCCACUUUGAUGUCGGUAAAGUUUCCCCUGAUCCCUGUAGAGUGCUGCUAUGAAACAUUGAUAAUUAGCAGUCCCUGCAGCCCCUAUGAUCUCGGAGGCUAGUGAAACAUUGAUAAAUCUUGGUCCCUAGAGUAAGUCCCUGACACAGGGCUGUAUAAAGUCUACAUCUAUUGUUUCUGCAGCAGGAAAACCAACAGCUGUGGGGUAUGUGUUGUAUGUGUGUUUAUGCAGAAUGCAGCGCUAUACACAAACCCUAUGCUGGUCAAUAAUUUCUGUGUCAGUUAUCAUGUAAGGGAAUUUUCUUUCUUUUCUUUUCUUUUUUCUUCUUUUGGGAGGUUUGCUAAUUAUAGUCAUAUUUAGGACAGUCCUUUACAACUCUCUGAAAGGAAUAGUUGUAGGUUGGUUUUUUUUAAUGUGGGUGGAUUGCAGGGAAUUUUGAAACGAGUCGUGCCUCAUCGACUUGCAGAUAUGUUUUGCCGUUGCGCUACAGUGGUUACAUUAGAGAAGUAGUGAGGAGUUGGGUCGUUUAAAUGAAGGGGUAGUAGGCAAGGUCGGAAGUGCCACGAGUCGGUAGCAGUUCACCUGUCCCAUUCGCACAGACCACGGGGUAAGUCCUAGUGCUCAUUAUCAUUUCUUGGGUCCAGCAUUUAUGAUGAGCUGUCACUGUGCUCUCAGUCAGUCCUCCAUUGGUAGAUAGUACUCGAUAACACUGUUUUCACACAAAAGCUACCAUUAAUGUGGACUGUUUAUAAUUGUUGUAGGCAAAUAAAUGCCAACAUUUCAAUCUAUAUAUAUAUAUAUAUUAGGUUUUGAAAUUUAACAGCAGCAAGGCUAGGUUGAAUAUAUUAAUUUAUUACAUUCAGUGAAAUACAUACAUUGAGUGGUAAAACUACUGCACACUGCUAAACAUUUGUUGCAUUCUUGUGGAAAUUUGAUUGUAUCUCUGACCUAUCCUGUUCUCUCUGUUUGUUGUCAAUGAUCAAGACUUGAAAGAGUAUGUAUACAUCAUUCUGAGUCACUGAAAAAUUCGUAAUGAAUAAAAAGAUAUUAUUUUAUCUAGUAUGUGGUUGAGGCAGCUCAGAAGUACAGUUACUUGUUGAUUAAAUGUGAAAAGAAGCCCAUCUUCUGUAGUUAAUCUUAAUUCCUUGAGUACAAAGGUAAUAUUCUAGAAUGUUGUUGAGGUAGCUCAGGAUUUGUUGAUUUAAUGUUAAAAGGAGCCCUUCUUUUGCUGUGUGUCCUUUAACCUUUGUCUUUUGCUGUGUGUCCUUUAACCUUGUCUUUUGCUGUGACCUUUAACCUUUGUCUUUUAUAAUUUUAAUCUUAAUGAGUACAGAAAUACCCAAUUGCACAGGUUAGAUAAAAUUUUGCCAGGAGAAUUUUUGCCUUGAGUGCAUUUAUUGGCUGCAGUAUUUUAAGAAUAUUUCAAUCAUACUAAGAUAGCUGUAGCACCUAUCUCUUGUGUAGCACAGAUCUAAUUGUAGCACCUAUCUCUUGUGUAGCACAGAUCUAAUUGUAGCACCUAUCUCUUGUGUAGCACAGAUCUAAUUGUAGCACCUAUCUCUUGUGUAGCACAGAUCUAAUUGUAGCUAGUGAUGGGCAAUGGAACCAAAAACCACAAUCGAUUAUCGGCAAUAAUCGGACACAUGUAAUCGAUUAAUAAUGGAUUAUAAUCGGAAUUGGCAUUUAAGUGUUUCCCCCUCAAAUGAGAUGUAACAGAACCAUUAAAUGUAUGGAAACAUUUGAAUUCUUCUUUGUUUCAUUUGUUCACUGGUAAAUAAAUCGGAAUUCCAAUAUAUCAAGUAAUGGAAUUUAUCUAUAAUCUCAAUGUAUCAAAGACAUCAGAGAUAGGCUCCUUUAUUUGACUGUUGAAAGUCAUUGUUGUUACCGUCCUUCAUAUCUCCCGCCAUUUUGUUUGCUUAUUUUUGAUCGGGGCUGACAUACAAAAAAUAAAAUUUGAACAAAGUUGAAGUGAUUUCAGGAUUUUGUUUGGUCAACGAUGUCGGCGACAUAUUUUGUAAUCGAUUAGUAGCAUCGUAGGUAUCUGAACGACAGACAAUCGAUCAUCGGCGACAAUCGUUUCAUCACUAAUUGUAGCACCUAUCUCUUGUGUAGCACAGAUCUAAUUGUAGCACCUAUCUCUUGUGUAGCACAGAUCUAAUUGUAGCACCUAUCUCUUGUGUAGCACAGAUCUAAUUGUAGCACCUAUCUCUAGUGUAGCACAGAUCUAAUUGUAGCACCUAUCUCUUGUGUAGCACAGAUCUAAUUGUAGCACCUAUCUCUUGUGUAGCACAGAUCUAAUUGUAGCACCUAUCUCUAGUGUAGCACAGAUCUAAUUGUAGCACCUAUCUCUAGUGUAGCACAGAUCUAAUUGUAGCACCUAGCUAUCUCUAGUGUAGCACAGAUCUAAUUGUAGCACCUAUCUCUUGUGUAGCACAGAUCUAAUUGUAGCACCUAUCUCUAGUGUAGCACAGAUCUAAUUGUAGCACCUAGCUAUCUCUAGUGUAGCACAGAUCUAAUUGUAGCACCUAUCUCUUGUGUAGCACAGAUCUAAUUGUAGCACUUAUCUCUAGUGUAGCACAGAUCUAAUUGUAGCACCUAUCUCUUGUGUAGCACAGAUCUAAUUGUAGCACCUAUCUCUAGUGUAGCACAGAUCUAAUUGUAGCACCUAGCUAUCUCUAGUGUAGCACAGAUCUAAUUGUAGCACCUAUGUCUAGUGUAGCACAGAUCUAAUUGUAGCACCUAUUCUUUGUGAAACGUCAGUGGUAACCCUUAUAUUGUGCAUGGCACCUAUCGUAUGUGUAGCACCAAUGCUAUGUGCUGUUUUACAAAUGGGCCCCUGUACUGAUCUUUUGGGAAGAAAUUCUGGUGGGUUUCUUGCCCUGCCUCUAAUUUUGUGUUCAUAUUGCCUAGCCUUUAGUUUUGUGUUCAUAUUGCCCUGCCUUCAGUUUUUUAGUUUGAAGAAUGUAUUUAUUUCCAUUUGCCCUGCCUUUAAAAUUAGUUUUAAGAAGGUACUGCCCUGCUUUAGUUCUGUUGUUGUAGUACCUUGCCUUGCCCCCCCCCCCCCCCCCCCCCCCCCCCCCCCGGGCUGUACAUGGUCUUAGACAGCAACAACACCCCCCCCCCCCCCCCCAUUCUCCAUGGUGUACUAAUCUUCGAGUGUGUCUGUAUUGCCUUGCCUGUGUACAUGGUACUAACCUGUGGAUCACUAGUUUGACAGCAGUGGGUCACACUUGACCAUAUGUAUGUUUUAUAUUGAUUGGUUUGGCCCCCAGGCAUUGCAUGUGGUCAGCGCGGAGAAUGUGUGAUGUUAUGUACAUACCUAGAGAGGACCAGUAUCUAAGAUGAUGUGUGGUGUGAACUAUUUUGGAGAUAGUGUUAUGUUAUGAUGUAUCUGUGAAUUGUAACAGAACUUUGAUGUGUGUUUGAGAGACAUUAUACAGAAGGUUUGUAGUCUUCAGCUCGUUUUAAACUACUACAUGUAUAAACUAUCCAGAAAAGGGCAAUCUAUAGUCUAAAGCCACAUCACUUUUAAACAAAAUUGUAUUCAUUAGCAUUCUUUGAAAGAACCUUAACUCAGGUCAAACUUGUAAACUUCCACUAUUGCAGUGUCGCUCUGUGGGUUAAUCCUUAAGAGUCUUUUUAUUAAGUGGUCUUUUUUGCAUGUUGACUUUUUUAUGGUGUCUUGUUUGAUAAAUUUGACAGGUAGUAUGCUUACCUACACAGAUUGUGUUUUAUGGUGUCGUAAACUUCAGCAUGUGUCCCCACAGAGCAGUGGAAACUUUGGUUGUUUUAUUAUUUAUGAACCGACAAUUAGGGGGCGUGUCCCUAGCCUUGGUCAUAGAAUAGAGAAGGAGGGGCUCCCUGAUGUUAUGACCUGAAAAUUACCUGCCAAUAUUUAGGUGUCAAUAACACAGGUGAAAUUACAGCAGAAUUAAUGGAUCAGGCCACAGAUGCUUUAUUUUCGUUUUAGACAAUAAUCCAUAAACUCUUAUUAAAAUCUUGUAUAGGGAGGCUGUAUUACCAAACUGUAUAAAAAAUUUAUCAAUUAUCCGUAAAUGAUUCUCAGAUUUUGUUUGCUUAAUCAAUCAGAGUUACCCAGUGUGAUUUCUGCAUAAAGCGACAACGCGUUGAAACUGAAUGAUUUUCCAUAACGUACUGCUUAAGGUAGAUAAAGGUUAAAGUUGCAGAGUUUGAGAAAAUUACGUUAAAAGAAAGCAUAGGGGGGAAAAUGGGACAGGAAGUUGUUUCCUUUAUGGGAAAAUGUACAGUUUGUAGAAAAUCCUAAAUCCAAUUGUGAAAAAAAAAGAGAAAUAAAGAGACAGGAAAUUUUUAUGGCAGGAGAAGAAAGAGGAAAGAUGAUUGAUUUUUUUUUUUUUUUUUUUUUUGGUAUAGAGUAGGCAGAAUGGGAUGAUGGAGCAUGCCACAAGAAUUGCCCCAUAAAGACAGAACUGCUAGUAAUUUAUUAAUUGAAAAGCAAUGAAAAUUUAUUGCAGUAACUACAUUGCUACUCUAGUUUCUAAAGGUCCUCACUGCAAAAUAAAGAAAUUUUGUUUUCUAAUGAUGAGUUGUUUUUUGUUUUAAUGAUGCCAGAUAGCAGUUUUAUGGAUUGAUAUUUGUUUAUUAAUCAUGCAUUAUAGUAAUGUUUAUUUUAAAGCAUGCGAAGAUGAAGUAUAUAAUGUUAACACUAUUAAUGUUAAACAAUUUUCAUCAUGUAUUCUACUCCGUUUGUAAUGGGGUUGUUUUUUUUACUACCAGUUUCUUUCUUCACACACAUGGCGAUGCACGUACACACUCGCACACACACACACACAUCUACACUUCCUUAAUUAGGGAACUAUAAUUUGAAUUUGAAUUUUACGAAUUUUUUUCCUACAAAGGUCGAGUUGGAGGACGAAAAAAAAAAAAAUAAUAAUUCACAUUCAAUACUUAAUCAUAAAUCUACCUUUUAACAAUUUCAUACAAACACUAUUGCAAUGUUAUUUUCACACAUGGCAACAAUUUCUACUUCGGAUAGUCACGACUCCGUCCUAUUGCUAACUAUCGUCCCAACAGAGUCCGUGGUUUUACUUUUUAUAAAAGUUUGCAAAAGGAGGUUUUAGGUUGUCCUUAAACAUCACAACACACAGCCAAUGAUGUUCACACUUUUACUCCAUCGUGUAAUGCAUACAUAUAUCAAGUCGCCUUAAAGUGUGAUUGCUACACAAUUACGAUCAUUUGAUGCAAACGUUUAAAGAAUUCGCUAUAUAUUAUAAAGUGCCGGUUUAACACGAGCAGCUUGCAAAAUUCCAGAUCCUGAUGUUUUUUUUAUUUAAAAGCAAAAAAUUAGAGUCAGCGGAUCCGUUAAGCUAAAAAUCAAAUUACAGUCGCCUUAGCAAGACGAUAUCUGCCAUUAAUAUGGAAACAAUGAGUUCAAAAUUUUAUUUUUACACAAAAUAAUUGGAUUUUACUCCCCAAGUUUUAGAUGAUAUUUUGAAUGUCAGAAUACAUGAUUAAUACAAUAAUUCAUGCCGUAAUUUCAAUGCAUUUUUAAUUGAUACCGGGCUCUGUAAAAUACAAUCUGUUAUUUGAUAUACAUGUUGAUACAUAUUGGAAGGAAAUACACAUAUUAAGUGUUUUAAAAGCAAACUUUAUUUUUUUAAUCAUUUAAUGAGAAUGAAACUGAAUAUUAGAAUUUCAUGUGCAUGGUGACAGCAGUGUUAUCAGAAGCAAAGGUUUUCAGGAUAUUAAUUAGUCUAAUUGAUUGCAUUAACUUGAUUUUAAAUUGGGCUCUGAAUUUGUUGGAUCUGAUCAUUGUCAGCUUAGAGUGCUACUAAGAUUGCCAUUAGUGUAAACUGAGAAUGGAAUGCUGUUUUUAGGGACAGGAAGUUGGUUUGUAUCAACAGUAUUAUAUGUUUUCACCUGUUGUAAGGGGUGCAAGUAUACUUUUUCUAAUUCAUGUGAAACAAUGUUACAAUAUUUUAAUUAGGACACGUUGAUGAUUUUUAAAUGUUUAAACUCUAGUAGUAUAAUUUGCUGAAUCCUCUAGACUAUUGGUAUUAAUUGGAUGAUAUGAAUUGCAUGCAGUUGGAUUAGAUUUUUUCCAAGGCACAAUAUGAUCUGAGUAAACUUCUAAUUAUGGACAUAAAUUUGUAUGAAUAUAAUCAUUGAACUGGUCUGCACUGUUAAGCAGUGAAAGAAAAUGAGUGUAUUUCAUGGGGAGAAAAUGGUUUCAUGUGGAAAUAAAGUUUGUCCUGAUGAAAUGAAUAUGGCAGGAUAAAUGGUGAAAAUUGAUCGAGUUAAAAUCUUGAUUGUUUGAUAUUGAUGUUUUGAAGUUUUAAGCUAGUUCCCAACCUUUAAUGGCUGGCAUCCCACUGUGAGUCGCUUGUUGAGAGGGCUGCACAGGAACAGUGGACCCAGGACUGCUGGUGCAUUGUGGCCUGUCUUUUGUGUUGGGCAGGUUUCCAUAAUGGAUGGUCAAUAUUGUACAACUUUUACAGGGCUCUGAAUUGCAGGGUAAUGUUUAAUAUAUAAUAUUACGAGGGUAAUGUUUAUACAGUACUAUCCAUUUUCAUGGACUAAAUUUCUCUUGCAGAUGAUGAUUAAUGGCAUUUGAAAUUACAUCAAAGAUUUUUAUAACAAAUGAUUGGAUGGGUGACAAAGUUGCACUUAGUAUUAUAAAUGUGAUUUUAAAUGCAAAUAUUUUUUAAGAAAUCAUCGAUGAUAUACAUGAUAUCUAUUUUUACCAAGCUAGAGUGAUUUUCUUCAUUUAUCAGAACAUAAACUUUUAUAUAUCUGUCCCACUUGAAUUAUAUUGAUGAAGAUCUAAAAUUUUGUGGCAUUUCAGUAAGCCAAGUUAUCCCCCCCCCCCCCCAAACUUCUUUUUCUUGUGAGUUCAGUGUUAAGAAAUGAUGGUGUGUUUUUGUAUUUAAUGGGGAAUAAAUGACAUGUUGUUUGAUGAAGACGAGCUUUUUCCAUUUCCAAACAAAAUUUUGACAUGGAGGAGACAAUUUUUCAUCAGUCUAACAAAUAUUCACAUGGAAAGCAUGUUUAGUUGCCUCUCUGUAUGGAAACAAACAAGGCCAUGCAUUUCAGACAUCACUCCUGAUUGCCUGAGAAAAAGACAUCCACAUAGAGGAUGAUUUUAAUGUUUACUUUCCAACAUUUCAUUGAAUUACGCAAAAUUUUAUGUCUUAACAAUAUUGAGAUUGAAUUAAAACGUACUGAUGUUUGUAUAGUGUGUAUCAUAUUGAAAUAGCUGGUUGCGGCCUUCUUUGAUGUUUACGAUAGAAUAAAGUUCCGUUUAUCUACAUUUCUUUAUUAUAGUACAGUAGUAAAGAAGUUCAAAUCUUAGGUUAAAAUCUCAUAAGGGCAUUAUUUUUUAUUCCCUCUCGAUGUAUUUUGAGACCACUUUUGAACUGAAAUUUUUUUCAAUAUCUGAUCAUUUUAAUGAAGAUUUUAUAUGAACAUGCAUACUAAAAACAGUUUCAAACCCAGGAUGUGAAGAGAAAGUGUUUUUGAAGUUAUUUAAGGAAUGAAUUUCAUUUUUGAAAAUCCAUAAUGAGGGCAUGAACUGUGAAGUGUUGUAUUAGCAUUCUUCAUGAAGCGUGUUAGAGCUUUAUGAAAAAUAUGUUGGUGUGCCGUGUUGCAAUUCAUCCUCCUAAGUAUUUUUCUGAAAUAAAAUUUAUUAUUUAUAUUUACAUCCUACUUUCGUUUCUGUCAGAAUUCCCAGCUGUUAAAAUAGAGGUAUCAUAUAUUGAUCAAAGAUUCAUACACUCAUUGUUUACAACUGUCUCGCAUUCAUGAGAAAAUGGUUUUCAUUACAAUUGGUGAAGACAUCAAAGGCAAAAACAUUGGCAAUGUAAAUCUGUAUAAGAGUAUGUAGACACUUAACCUAACUUGGGGAGGAAUGCGAUGCAUAUUGAAGAUGUGGAAAAUGAAAUGUGCGUGAUCACGAGAGUUAUGGACAAGAACCAUGAUCCACCUCUUUGUUUUACUGUGAUCUACCACCAUCUGUUGUGACAGAAUUGUGGAGGACUUGUGUGAAAUCAAUUGUAAUAAGGUAAAGCCAAAUAUUUGCUAACUUGAAAGAACAAGGUCAAUUGAUAGCUUACAAAGGAAACAUGAAGUCAAUAGUGGUGUUCUGUGAAGUCCAAUGUGUUUGUUGUUCCAUGUUGCAAGGACCUGCGGUUAAAAACGAUUUUUAGAAGAAAAAAAUUACGAAGAAGAGGUUACCGUUCUUUUAGAUAAUUCUAUGGAGACUCACUGAAAAAAAGAAAGACUGAAAGCAGAAACUUUUUUUUUUUCUAUGUACCAUUAUUUUUAUGAUCAAUACGUUCAGCAAACUUGGAAAUGUUCUUGUUGUGAUUGUUGCAGACAAUCCUGUAGUGGUGUACAUGUAUUAAAUUUGUUUGAUGACCAAAUAUAGAUUCUUGCUGAUUUACUUGCAAGGCAUGAUCAGUUUUACAAAGCUUUUUUUUUUUUUUCUGUGAUCUGCUUUCUAUUGUGGAAUAUGAUGCAUGUGGGCAGCUGAAUUUCUAUUAACUGCAUUAUAAAGACAGUAAUUUGUCACAUUGAACUUCCUAGUACUUUAGGCAGUGUAAAAUGCACGUUAUGGUUACAAACUUACAAGCACCAGCAUAUAUGAUUUCUCAGCUUCAAAAGAUGCCCAGUCUGGUGGCAAAUAAAAAAAACCCCGAUCAUUAACAUAGAUAUAAGGUCAGAAAAUACGGAAUUACAAUGGCAUUAUGACUUAAGUUUUGUGUGCGGACAAAAUCGUUAGACAAUUAUUGCUGGAUGUUAGAGUGGGAUUUAGGGUUUUAAGGUACGGUAUGAAUACAACAGAAGGAGAAAGUGAGCUGAUUAGUGAAGCGGUCUUAGGUGAUGUCAUGUAAUGUCCGGCUAACGGUAUUGUGGUCCAGGCGUUGGUCCGUGACUGUUUGAUAGGCCUACUUGUUUUAACGCCACUGUAGGACGAGGCAAAUGCUUUAAAUUGUUUGCUCAAUAAGCAUUACCGUGGGGGAAAGAGAAUUUGUUUAAAUACAGAAUUAUAAGCUUUUGUUAGAAUGAAAUAAUUCCGCAUUGGGCUUUAUUAUGGUCAAUAGUUGUAGAAGAGGUUCAGAAAGGGGAACUGUUGGUAUCGUACUGAAAUUAUAUUUCAAUAUCUGCAUAUAUAAUACAUUAAAGAUAUAUCUUUUAUCAGAUUUAGAUAAUAUAGUAAGAGUUGUAUUAUUCUGGUAGUUAAUAAUGCUUUGUAUUUUAUUCAAUUAUUUUCACUUGAGUGAAUUUCUGUUAUAACUAAUAAGGAAAUGCCAAUUCAAUUUGUGUCCCCAAAUCAUUUUAAACUAUGCAAGAAGAACUGAAAUGCUUGAUUAGAUGUGGUCAUUGUAAGUUAUACAGAAACUGUCAUUGUAUAUAUCCCUUCAGAAUUAAAACCUUGGUGUGUUUAAAUCUCAUGGUGUGUCCUACAAGAACCCCAGGAACUUAUUUUUAGAUAAUUCUCGAAUUUUUCGGCCAUGUAAUCCUUCUUUUUUACUGUGCCAGUGAGAGCAGGAUUAAGUUGGUGACAUGUUCACCGUGUUUUCGGUUCCUGUCGCCGCUGACCAUGCUUUUGACUGCCUUUUCUGCCCAGGGACCACCACAUUGGCAGAAGCUGUACAUUUUAGUCAUGUCUCAAGAAAUCUGCUGCUUGGGGGGGAACGUCAUUUAUUGAAAUCAUCCAGGAGCUUUCUGAUCAGUCAAUAUUUGGGACUGAUUCAUGAAUGUCAGUUUGACCUUAGUAAACCCCUGUGUGUUUAAAAUGUUUCCUUCAAUAGUCUUGUCUAGUCCUGAUGGUAACAUGACUGCAUGGUGAAUGGAAAACCGGAUGGCAACAUUUGUGGAGAGACUCGUCGGUGGGUAGGUACUUGAGCUAGCAUCUUGGUGUUGGCCCAUGUCAUAUUGAGUUUACGAAACCUUGCCUGUCAUUAUGGUGCAUAUAUUUUUUCAUGCCCCCGCUGAGAACCUCGAAUAUAGUUGCUUUAAUUAUUGAUUUGCUAAUUGGAAGUGACUAGAAAUUGCUUACAGAAAUAUUGAGCUUUCUGACCAGUGUAUAGGACUGUACCACAGCCAGCUUGUCAGGGUUGGACGAGAUUGAAGCAGGUGCUUGUUUUCUAUCAGGUACUACUACUCCUGACCUUGAGAGUGAAAACUUCCGCAUGUUAACAAAGUGUAAAGGAUUACCUGUGUAUUGGUUUGUCACCUGUAUAACUUCAGGUAUGUGUAAAAUCAUUGAGGGAUUGUUCAGUGUGUGUUUGUUCUGUGUGUGUAGGGCAAUAUAGGCAUGCAUUGCAUAUGUUUUGUGUCAGAGUUUGUCGCUAUCCUGUGGUUCAAAUUUUUGCUGUUUUUUUUUUUUUUUAAAUUUCUUCUUUUUUUCUUUUUGGCAUUAGAAAAAAAAAAGAAGAAAUCUCCGUGUGAAUAUUGAUGGAUUUUUAAAAGAUGGUAAUGAAUUAUAGAAUUUCUAGUAACAGGUGUUUAUUUUAGUAUCUCAGUCAUUGUGGUAUUAAUAUCUGCAGUCCUUUUAGUAUUAGUGUCUGCAGUCAUUGUUGUAAUUAAGGUAGAGUUUGCCACAAGAUCUUACAGAAUAUCCUUAACCCAACUAUAUCUUGUUGAUCAAGUGAAUAGGCUAAUUCGUGUUGGACAGAUAGAAAGAUGAUUAAAUAUUGAUGUUUUAUGACGUGGAGUAUGUGUUAAGGCAUAGUCCUGGCCCUUGUCCCUGUGGACUAUCAUUAAACCUCCUCAAAUUUCACAUUCCGUUGUUAUAUAGCAUGUCAUCCCAAGUACCAUCUGAUAUACAUUGUCUCUGUAACAUGCAACUACAACAAGCAUGGGAGGCGGGCAGACUGCAGGGGGAAACCCAUACCAAGAACCCUCCUGUACUUGUUAUUUUCUUACCUGUACUUUCAGUUUUGCCAUUUUGAGUGCAUUGUAAAAUUUAUUGUAUUUUGUUUUGGUGAUUCACGUCAUUACAUGUAAGUAACAAUUGAAAGUUGUGUGAAUUAAGGUGUAUUUUAUAUCUUGCGUAUAUAGUUUCUCAUCUCUCAGCCAGCCUUAUUGAAUUCUAUCAGUGUUCCAUUCGUGCGCAAGUGAUAUUCCUUAAAUUUCAAAUAAACAUUUUAUUUUGUAUUUGAAACUGUGAAUUCUAGCAAUGUGGGUAUAAAUUUGAAUCCUGUAAUAAUUUUAGAGAUGUAUGCAUUAGAAAGUAUGGUGUGGUUUUUUUAAAAGUCAAGAAACCUUAUUAUCCGUAUUUAACCUAGUCAAGACAUGCCAAUUAAAAGUUCAUGAUUUCUCAUUAACAUGGGAUAAUGUUUGCAUCUGAACAAAUUAAACACAUAAAAAACACACUUCCUAAUUGUGGAGUCGCAGCAGAAGUGUGCAGAGCCCGACAUUUUGAGGCUCAUCUUGUGAUUUUUAAAGCCUUUUUGUGAGGUAAUUAUGUUAUGGCAGACAAUGAAACGUGGCAUUAUUGCCUCUUGAUCUAUUGUCAUUGGAUGACUACAGCAGUUUGUUUUUAUCUCAUGACAAAAAAGGAAAUUAGAAAAAAAAAUUCUGUAAUUGUAACCCUCUUUUUUGCUUGUAUCAGUCAGGGGAAUGUUAAACUGUGAAGCAUCGAGUAUGAAUUUCUCAGAAGAAUGAAGGUUUUUAAUUUUAUUUUGGAACUUGAAAUGUGGUUGCGAUAACAACAGUUCAUACUUUUUAAUCAGUUAUAGAAAAUUGUGGAAUUAAAAGCAAAAUAUGAGCAAAAUCAGCACUGUUAAUGGGAAGCGACAGACUUAAGUAGGGGAACGGAAAGAAAUUUUAUUUUCGAGAAUCUCAAUGCGCUGUACUCAGGAAUGUAGAAAAUCCCAGGAGGGUGAAUGAUUCAAAGCUACUAAGGAAUACACAGGUCUACAGAAGAUCAGCAGCUGUAGGUAUGAAGGUAGGCAGUUGUAUGAAGGUAGGCAGUUGUAGGCAAGAAUGUAGGCAUGAAGGUAGGCAGUUGUAGUUAAGAAGGUAGGCAGUUGUAGGUAUGAAGGUAGGCAGUAGUAGGUAUGAAGGUAGGCAGUUGUAGAUAUGAAGGUAGGCAGUUGUAGAUAUGAAGGUAGGCAGUUGUAGGUAUGAAGAUAGGCGGAUGGAGGUAGGCAGUUGUAGGUAUGAAGGUAGGCAAUUGUAGUUAUGAAGGUAGGCAGUAGUAGGUAUGAAGGUAGGCAGUUGUAAGUAUGAAGGUAGGCAGUUGUAGAUAUGAAGGUAGGCAGUUGUAGAUAUGAAGGUAGGCAGUUGUAGGUAUGAAGGUAGGCAGUUGUAGGUAUGAAGGUAGACAAUUGUAGUUAUGAAGGUAGGCAGUAGUAGGUAUGAAGGUAUUCAGCAGUAGGUAUGAAGGUAGGCAGUUUUAGGCAUGAAGGUAGGCAGUUGUAGAUAUGAAGGUAGGCAGUAGUAGGUAUGAAGGUAGGCAGUUGUAGGUAUGAAUAGGCAUGAAGGUAAGCAGUUGUAGGUAUGAAGGUAGGCAGUUGUAGGUAUGAUGGAGAAAGGUAGUGGCUGGGUACAAGGUUAUUGGUGAGUUAAUUUUAUUGGUGAUAAGGAAGGGGAUGUCGUGCACAUCAAAUUGUUGGAGAGGUUUUUAUGUCCUGGAUUUGAAUUAUAGUUCUAGAUUUCAUAAAUUGAAGUCCUGAGACGGUGAUUUGCUCUGUCGUGCCAUGAGACUGUGACAUAUUGCUUGUUACUUAAUUUAUGUGUUAAUGUUUGAAAACCAAUAGCUAGAGUUGCAUUGAAUGCUGAAAUAUUGUAUAUAAAGGCAACAGAAAUAUAAGCACUUGCACGACCUAUAGAAUGGGCAGAUCGUUCCAGGAAAUGGAGAUGUUACGUAUGGUAGAACCGAGAAUAUUGUCAGACAAAGCCUCAUUUUCAUUAAGGCUGGGAGCUGCCAGGGCAUCAACUCAGAAGUACAGAUACGCUUAUUUAUAUUUGUCUUCAUUUUGUAUAUGAACAGAAUACAAAGGGAGUUAAUUUUGAAGAGACAGUACCAAACAGAUCACUGGGACACAUAGUGAGGGCGAGAUAGGGAAGGGGGAGAGAAGACGUGAGGACCAGGGAAAGGAUGGGGGGGGGGGUAGAGGUUUUCCUGGCUGUCCAGGUGGAGUUUAUCAUCACUUGUAUUUUAUGAAUACAUGUGUAAGCACAGGAACUGGUGUGGUCUUACACAAUACUGGGAAUCACAAUGCCAUGAGUUGGAACCUUUUCAUUUUGGAUCCCUUCCCUCUGGCAAGAUCAGAUGGUCAGCAUUGGCCAGGUAUAUACAGAGAUUGGAGAAGUUGUCGUUGAAGUGGGAUAUUGCCAAAAACGAUGUACGGCAGGACCAGCACCAGAUCCUUAAAGACAAAGUUUUACUACAACAGCAGCUCAUCAAGAAACAGGAUGCCCUCGCUCAGGCUAAGCGGGACGAAAUGGAAAAGGAGGCCUGUAAGCAACGAGAAUUGGAGAAGACUAGGAAACAGGCCAAAGAAUCAGCACUACUUCAGCAGUGUAAGAAUUCUCUAGAGGAGGACAGAAAGUCAGCAGGUAAAGAGAAAAAAACCAAAGCCAAAGUCACUACUCCACCCACGCCAUCUUCUGGUGGACCGUCCAGCCCAGUCAAAACUCCAUCCAAAGCACGCCGCUUCCAACCAAACCUUUCCCCGGUCAACCGAACUCCAACAAACCCCAAUCUUCUGGAACGCGAUCCAUCGUGGAGCAUGCCUGAGGCGGACCAGUUACCAUGGCACCAGAAACAGCUCUACCAGGUCCUAGGCAAGGGAGCAGACUAUUUCCUGCACCCCAAAAUAGAAAAGAAGGCAGUUAAACCGGUCAACAGCAAGCUGCGGAAAGAAGGAGGUCGAGCUGGGGUGGAGAGACUGUUAAGAACGCUACGAGACGAGUCCCAGAUUAGACUUCUCAAGGCAGAUGCACACAUUCCACAGGAACUGAAGGACACGUUUGGAGCCUUUGUAAGAGAGAGUGUUGGAAAGGACCGCCCUCCAGUCCAGAGGUUCUUCUGUGCCCAGGAGGAUGUUCCUGAGUUAGGUCGAUUACAAGACCACUCCAAGUCCAUGCGAGUGCGACAUUACAAACACAAGACAGACCUGAUGUACAGAGCCUCCAGGAACAAUGAAGACCGCACGAACAUCCUGAUUCACAACAACCCACCCCCGGAGGUAGCCUCAUUGGAUGCAGAGAAUGAUGGGGUGGGGCGAUAUCUACCCUCAUGGAUUGAUGACCUUGCAGAGUCUGAGCCCGAUUACAUGAGGUGGGUACAGGAAGGAAAACACACCCACCGUGACCUGACCAGUCAGCCAAUCAGAGAGGACGAAGAGGAGGUGGAGCAGGAAAAGGCCGAGGAGUUUACAGACGAGGUCAUCCUCCAAAUGAGUCGAAGAAAACACCGCCAACCACAGCCCAAGUACAUCUUUAUGAAGGAAAAGGACACAAACUUCAAAGGGACAUUUACAGACAAGUUCCGAGACAAGUAUGAUAAUGCUGACAUCCCUCGGCCAUUCAAUGCUGGCAAGCUGCCAACCCCCACCAAGUCAAAGUCAGUUUUGGGUCUGACAACGGAGGACUUGAUGGAAGACGACCGACCAUCCUGCCAGUCGGCACCAGUUCCGAACAGACACCGCCGUUACUAUGACUACGUCUCGCAGUGGGAGCCCCUCAGUAUGAAUGCAUUGAUCGAGUACACGAAGCGGAAAGAAGCAGAAGGGGUUGGCGAGUUCAACCAAGGUCGUCCAAAAAUGUGGACCACCGAGGUCAAGGUCACGUGAGACAAAAAUUUACAAAACGAGACUGAGGCUCUGAUUUAUUUAUGAAUCAGGAUUUUAUUGUACAGCUACACCCUUUUCAAUAGGUGAUUUUUUUUCAUUGAUUUGUGAUAUAAACAUGUAAGGUCUCUGAAUUGCAUUUAUUCAGUAUUAUUUUUGCAAGUGUUGAUGUCAGAGCGUUUGAAUCUGUGAUAUUUCAGGAUUUUUAUCAUAUCCGUCCAAUAUUUUUCUCUUUGAUUGUACAUGUAUUUACAUUCAUAUGUGCUAAACUCUUGUGCUUUGACCAAUAAAAUUUCAAAACCUU